CCAAAAGAGAGAUAACCCAAAAAGCAAUGAAAUAAGAUCAAAACUUGUAAGCAACAAGAAUCCCUUUUGUAUUGAUUAUUAAUUCAUCAUCAUCAUCACAAAACUCCCCCACUUCUUCAAUAGUAUUAAGGUUUUAGUUUUACUUCUUUCUGUGAUCAUCUUUAGAUAUCAUCAGUAUAACUUUGAGAGGUCGUCUCUGUGUUCAGACAUGUCGUCCAAGUUUGGUCAUUGGAGAACCUUGCUUCUUCAACUCUUUCGUAAGACAGACGACUCUUCCUCGACAUAUCGUCGUCGUCGGGUAUCCGAACCUCUGCAGGCCUCCUCCUCCUCCUCCUCCUCCUCGGUCGCCAUGGUCCCAUUUGGAUCCACAACUUAUAUGUCAUCCCUACUCAGAUCCUACUGUUGUCGUCCCAGCUGGAUGAGACGAGAGAAAGAGGAAAGUAAAGAUGAAGAUCGGCCAUCAAUAUCAACUUUUUUCUUCUUCGUCCCUCCUAAUUGGGCAAAGUGGAUUUUUGGAGCCCUAUUGUCCCUAUUGGUACCCAAUUGGAAUAAAUUGCAAAGAAUUGAAGAUGAAGCGGAAAUGGUGAUCGAAGAGGCGGAAAAUGUAGCAGAAGUAGUAGAAAAGGUAGCAGAACUAACAGAGAAAGUAUCAACAAAAAUUUGUGAGAAACUUCCUGAGAAGAGUAAGCUGAAAGAGGCAGCUGAAGUUGUAGAAAGUUAUUCUAAGGAAAUUGCCCAUGAUGCUCACCUAACACAAGAUAUCCUCCACAAGGUGGAAGAGUGGAAACUAAAAGUAGAUAAGUCGAAGAUAGAUACGAACGAACCGAAUAAAGAAGAAAUAAGGCAGAUUAGAGCAAACAAGUGACAAAGCAUUCAAAUGUCGGAUCAAUAUAUAUAUAUAUAUAUGUAUAUAUUAUUAAAAUAGUACCUAUUUUCAAAUGUCCAAUAUAUAUCUACUAAAAGUGUGAAUGGUAGAUAAAGACACGCUACAAUUAGUAGAUAUUAAAUCUUAGAUAGGUGAUCAUCACGGAUAGGGAAAUAUGGAUUUCGGUAUAUGAUGGCCAACUACUAUAUAAAGAUUAUUUUAAUAUUGAACGGGUUUUCUUGA
Messenger RNA from Cucumis sativus (cucumber), 1108 nucleotides. RefSeq lists its product as uncharacterized. The record is from RefSeq and is a predicted model, not a curated record. The transcript is spliced from 5 exons. Lineage: Eukaryota; Viridiplantae; Streptophyta; Magnoliopsida; Cucurbitales; Cucurbitaceae. The coding region runs from base 209 to 865 and encodes 218 amino acids.